UCAUGUCACUGGCUGUGUGCGGUGACAAUCAAGAAUAAUACAAUACGUCAUCGCGGUGGGAUAUGCGAUUGGUCGGCCGUCCUGCAUAAUCUCACCACCGACUAGCUGGGGUUUCGGUCACCAUGUUGGAUCAAUUUCUUAUCCCAGUUGCCUUGUGAACAAUACUUGUAUCAUGUCAGCGGAGCCCAAAGUGUAGAGGUUCAACCAGAUCGCUUCCUCUUCCUCUUCCUCUGUUGACAGCAGCAGGACGCACCACCGCCGGAACCAGGGGGACGGCUGUUUCAUGUGGACACUUUUUACCUAGCUCUAAGCUCCUGGCAGCAGUAGAAUCUAGACCGCAUUGAAACGUCUUAACUUUUCCUCGCAUUGAUAUUUAAUCUACCUGGAUGCCUGCUUAUGAGCCGCACGAGGACAGAGUGAAGUGUUCUGAACACAAGGCUGUGGAUGGAGGAAUUAAGUUGCAUGCUAGCUGCGAUGGUUUCUCUUGUCAUGGUUUAAAUCAAGAUCGAUGCUUUGUCAGUUGGUCCGAAUGGUCGGGGUUUGUUUCCAGGCCCGCGGCUCGAUGGAAGGGAAUAAUGAGAUGUGAGUGGAGUGAACGGCUAAGGCCGGGGCCUGCCUGCCUGCUUACGUACGCUAUUGUAUUGUGGCCUGGGCUGGGAAACGCCUCCUCUGCACCGGAUCAGGAGCGUUAAUUACGCCUCGGAGAUAACCCCUGUUUACAGAGUCGCUGUCUGGCCCGCACACACGUUUGAAAGAAGAUUCAGUUUGAGAUAGUAGAUGCGAUUUUCAAAAGUCGCGGAUCCCCGGUGGUGGUGGGCAGAGUACGGCGCUGGACCAGAGGCUGUGACAAACUUUGAAACUAUUAAAAGAUGAAUGCUCUGCUUCCCAUGUGACAUGAUCUAGAUCAAACUGCUAUAUCAAACCAGGGAAGCUGGAAAGCUGAAUUUAAUAUGGAGGGAAGGGCGGGGAAACCUCUGUCAUGAGUGACAUUUAGGACUUUUUAUUUAUUGUGGGAGGUGCGGGUUGUUUUCUAUUAAAUCUUUUUGAAUUAUCAUUGUUCAUAGUGGCACUUGUAGGCCUGCACACAUUUUAGAUUUUGCUGCUUAUGAUGCAUUAUGUCAUUAGCCCCAGAAACUGUAGUUUAAUGUCCAGAACAACCUUAUGAGGAAGUAUCCCUGUUGACAUUAUGAGUAAGAGUAACAUCAGAAAGGUUUCCCUCCAUUUGCUUUUGAAGUGUUGGAUCAUUUAAACUCCAAAUCUGUUUGCUAUAUGUUUUCAAUAAGUUUCAUUAACUGCUGUGGUAGCCACUCUUAGGAACGGAUUCUAAACCUAAGCAUUUCAGCAUCUUGAAUGGCUCUUUGCGGCACAACUGCUUCAAAUGUUCCAAAAAUGAUGGCUGCUUACAAUGGUGGCUCCUCAUCAGUGGCUGCCCAUCACCCGCAUCACCACCACCAGCUCCAGCACCUUCCACCCCCGCACAUGCACCAUCACCACCACACAGGCCAGCAUCAUUUGCAGCACCCAGGCUCUGCUGCGGCCGUGCACACAGUCCAACAACAUGCAUCCACAGUUGCUGCUGCAGCUGUAAUGCUCAACCCUGACCAGCAGCAACCCUACUUUCCCUCUCCUGCCCCUGGACAAGCUCCUGGGCCGGCUGCAGCUGCGGCUCCCGUCCAGGUGCAGGCCACUGCUGCUGUCAAAGCUCACCACCAUCAGCACCACCAUCAUCAGCAACAACAUGCCCACCACUUACAACAGCAGCUGGAUAUAGAGCCUGACAGACCCAUUGGCUAUGGAGCAUUUGGUGUUGUUUGGUCAGUGACUGACCCCAGAGAUGGAAAGCGAGUUGCUCUCAAAAAGAUGCCCAGUGUCUUCCAAAAUCUUGUUUCUUGCAAGAGGGUAUUUCGGGAGCUGAAGAUGCUAUGCUUCUUCAAACAUGAAAAUGUUCUCUCUGCUCUGGACAUACUACAACCUCCACACAUUGACUACUUUGAAGAAAUAUAUGUGGUGACUGAACUGAUGCAAAGUGACCUUCAUAAGAUCAUCGUUUCACCACAGCCUCUGAGCUCAGACCACGCCAAAGUUUUUCUUUAUCAGAUUCUACGAGGACUAAAAUACCUUCAUUCUGCUGGAAUUCUACACCGUGACAUCAAACCCGGCAACCUCUUGGUCAACAGCAACUGUGUGCUCAAGAUCUGUGACUUUGGCCUGGCUCGAGUGGAGGAAUCAGAUGAAUCACGGCACAUGACUCAGGAAGUGGUCACACAGUAUUACCGAGCUCCAGAGAUCCUCAUGGGUAGCCGUCACUACUCCAAUUCUAUUGAUAUCUGGUCUGUGGGCUGCAUCUUUGCUGAGUUGCUGGGGCGACGCAUCCUCUUCCAAGCACAAAGUCCCAUUCAGCAGCUGGAUUUAAUCACUGACCUGUUGGGGACUCCUUCUAUGGAGGCGAUGAGGACAGCAUGUGAAGGUGCUCGUGCUCAUAUUCUCAGAGGACCUCACAAACAGGUAACCAUUCUGCCAUCCCUUCCGGUUCUGUACACACUGUCGAGCCAAGCAACCCAUGAAGCAGUCCAUCUCCUCUGCAGGAUGUUGGUGUUUGAUCCGUCAAAGAGGAUUUCAGCCAAGGAUGCCCUGGCUCACCCUUAUUUGGAUGAGGGUCGACUGCGCUACCACACAUGCAUGUGCAAAUGCUGCUACACCACAUCCUCUGGCCGUGUUUACACCAGUGACUUUGAGCCUGUCACAAAUCCAAAGUUUGAUGAUGGCUUUGAGAAGAAUCUGAGCUCUGUCAGACAGGUCAAAGAGAUUAUUCACCAGUUUAUUUUGGAACAGCAAAAGGGCAGUCGAAUACCACUCUGCAUUAACCCUCAAUCAGCUGCUUUCAAAAGCUUUAUCAGCUCAACAGUGGCUCAACCUUCUGAAAUGCCACCAUCUCCUCUGGUGUGGGAAUAGCUGUUUCCCAAUGGACAAGCUGCUAAACUCGGAAGAAGAGAGUGUCUCAACGUCAUCUUCCAUCAUCUGCGUAGCAUUCCACUGGAUAGCAGGAUUGCAAGUUUUGCUGUGAAAAAAAAGAAAGGAAAUCCACUGGGAUUUUGCGGGGUUUAUUAGAGGUUUGGUGUGAACAUAAAAAAUGAAGUGAAAAUGAAGCAAAUGAAUAUGUUUGAAAUUAGUCAUUCUGGGUACUCCCAGUUAAAUUAGCUCCAGCACGCACUGCACGUAUAAUGAAGUCCAUUUGUUUUGUUAUAUACGGUAUAAAUACAUUUAUUUUACAAUUUCUUCUAUCCCAUACAAUGAAGCUACUCUGCAUCAUUAUGGCCACCUUCACCUCUGGAGCAGCUGUAGGCACAAGAAUUUUAUAACUAAAGUUCCCUGUAUUGUAUUUAUAGUGUCUGCCAUAACAUUGUCCCUUCCUCUCUUUGUUUGUGCUCAUAUAAGUCUAAAAUUGCCAAAGAUCAGUAGCCUCAUGUAUGAUCAAUGCAUAAACCAAGAAACAAACAUGAACAUUAUGAUUGUGUGGUUUGGGAUUAGCAACAUAUUUCAUUUAAAUUUCUUUAGUUAGUCAUUUAAAUAAAAGUCAGUGCUCGCUGAUCAAUUUAAAAUGUCCAGAAUUGAACAAGAGUUACAUUUGGUUUACAGGUCAUGUUGGUGGGACAAGUUACUGUAACUUAUGUUACUUUUACUGAAAACAGUAAUAUCGUGAAAGGAGAAGAUGUUUGAGUACGUGGUGUGUAACAGGCAGACGGAGGGAGAAUUUUUCUGUGUACCCGUAGAGAGACAUUAAUGAGGAAGUGGAUUUUGGACCAAUCACAAAAAAAAAAAAUCUCCUUCCAUUGGCCUCUUACCCACCAUGCUGAAGUCUGCUGUCCACCCUGCUGUCAUAACAUCCCCUUUGCUCGUUGACAAAACCUUUUCGUUCACACUCCAAAACUGCAUGUGUAUCUUUGUUGUCACAACAUUAACUUCCCACCCCCCAAUUCUUAUCUCAAAAAAGGUGGAGGUUGAGAAAAUUUUCAGUGUUACAGCACCAAACAAUCAAUAAAUUAUCCAUUACAAGCUUAGAUCCCCUAGUGUCCAAAAUGGAUAGAUUCUGUUUUAAACAGCAGCAAGUAGUAUAUCAAUAUUAUCUUCAGUGCAUACUUUCAUUACUGCUUCCCUUUGCUCUAACCAUAAAAUUAGCUUUAUUGCAAAGAACUACUUCUGGCUAGUUUUAUUUGUGCCUUACGUCAGCAUCAACAUUAUUAUAGAAGCAUUUAGCAAGUCACAUACCACUUUAGUUCUUAUAUGUCACUUCUUAUCUUCAUUUGUCAGUUUGUCAUAUUUCCCUGCUGGUGUCUUUCCAUGUAGAAUACACAUUCAGUCAGUUCACAGUCUGCAAAACCUCAGGCAGAAACUUAUAUACGUACAACAUGACGAGUUAAUUAAUAAACAGUAUAUGUUUAAUAAUGUAAAAGUUUUACAUACUCGUACACUCUACAUGGUGUUAGGACAGUGGAUGUAUGCAUGUACUGAAUUCAGUGAUGGAUGCAUACAAAUUUGACAUGAGGUCCCAGAAUUGUAAUAAAGAUUAGUUCUCCCAAAUUUGUGAAAUGGAAAAUAAUGAACCUUUUAUUAAAUUGGCAAUGAGUUUAAGAAUAGGUUUGGACUAAAAGCACUGCUUCCAAAACAGACAACACAACUCAAGUGUCUUCAGAAAGUGUAGUUAUUUACUGCUCCUUUGAAGGGCAAAGGAGCAGAAGAAGAAAUGCUACAAUGCUGUUACUGCCCCCCCCAUCACUUGUACAGUUACAUGUUCCUGUCAGCCUGUUUUUUUCCUUCAUUAAGAAAUGUGUGUUUUCUAUUUCUGUGCCUGCUCGGACAUCUAUUUGCAUACUCACCAAAAAAAAUGAGCAAAAUUUACCCUAGUGUGAAAAAAACAGAUUUUUAGAGAAAACGAAUAUUGAAACUACACUACAAUGAGUGUUCUCUGUAAGCUUUGCUUGACUCCCUCUAUGUACAUAGCACCUGAAGUUGAAAAUUGACAUCUAUAGUCUCUUGGUCAUCAUAGUGGUAUAAGUCUCCUCUAUCUGGGUCUUACUUUUGUAAAUCUGGCCAUCCAUUCUAUUGUAUGACAACAUUUUAGUUGUGAUGUCCUGUUGGCAAGUUCUCUCCAAUUUGAGCUAGAGUUGGGCAGGCUGUAACUGGGACAUUUUAUUCCUCUUUUUUCAAUCUACAUUGACUGUUUUAAAACAGUGUUUAUGAAGCAACCUCACAAGUGACCAUGCCUCUGGGACCUACUCUUUUGCUGGCUUCACUUCCCUUUCACUUCCCCUUUCAGAACUGGCAUGUGAUCCAGUCACAAUGCAACAGCUCUGAGUAACUGUGUUCAAGUGCCCAUCUGUCAACCCAUUGUCGUUUCAUUCUCUGUUGACAAAUAAGACAUAGUCUACAUUAUUUGGAGGCAGUAGAACAUUAUGCAAACAGAUGCGGUCACAAGACAAUAGAUCGCUAUUUGCAGCUGGUUUGGAAACAUGAACAGGGUUGUUUGUUGCGCAUGCAUGAUGAUAUGAGAAAAUGUGAAACGGAUGUCUUAUCAAAGUGUCACAAGCUGCCCAAAGCACCUCCUAAUAUGUUCUGAGUGAUCAGAUAUAAAAUGCAUCCUUAGUGUGUGUUUGGUGUUUACUCCUCUUGCCACUUGUAAUCAGAUCACCCAGGACACGUGUUACCAGGUCUGAAUCCUAAUUUAAUGGGAUUAGACUGGUGGUUAGUUCGAACCCCUUCUGGUAUCUGUCAGCACCACAUUUAAACCCUUAGCCUAUCCAUUGCAAAUGAAAUAGAAGGGAGUAAGUAAAUUAUAAAAUCUCUUGAUCUCCGUCUUAAAAAAUAUAAAAUGAAACCAGUGAUGGAACAGUAGCUCUGUAAAAUCUAACAAUAUUUUUAAUGAGAUAUAAAAGAAGCUGUUAGGAUAGUUAUCCAUCAGUGUUUCUCCAGACAGUGUAAUGAAUGUACAUUGUUCUUAGUUUUCCACAUAUUUUGAAGAAAGGAUCCAGGUAUAGUUCAAGGUUUUGUCAUUUUUGACUAUUUUCAAUAAAUGCUCGGUAGCUGGGGCAAGUCAACAACAGAAUCAAAGUCUGUGCAAAUCUAAAAUAUAUGUUAACAUAAUAUAUGACUUCUGACUGGUAUGUCUUGACAAAGCGAGAUGAAGUAGAUUGUGAGUUGUCCUCCACCCUUUGAAGAGAUGGUACUUUUUUCAAUUGGUUUUAAAGACGAGGCUCCAGCGGUUGUGUGUUGUCGCAUAAGAGCAGUGAAGGGCAACACUGAGAAUCAGAACAAGAUUGUUGAAAAAUCCCUAAAACACUGCAGUCCUUUAGAAUCACAGAAGGAAUGUGGGACAUGCAGUUAACCACAGGUUUGAUUAAGUCUUCCUUUGGGGGCUUCCUAUGUGAUAAGAGGUCUGUUCUACAUGUUUUUCUUCAGACAAGGAUGAUGAUGAACUGACAUGUUAUCCACUUAAUAUCAAAGAAGCAGUCAAACCAGCAAUAUCAUUUUUUUAUGAAUUAUUUGCUCUAACCACUUGAAUAUAUAUCACUAUAUUAUAGAGAUGUCUUUCUUCAUGGAUCACAUUCAUAUAGUUCACCAUACAAUGGACACAAGUAGCAUAAGAAUGACACUUAAAUGAAGACAUGGCCUCAUCUAUAUGGGGUUUUCCAAACAAAAACUAUUAAAACAAAGUGUUCCCCCACUCCGCCUCAUAUAUGUUCAAUGUCUCCACAAGAAAGAAACUUUGAAGUAAAAUAUUUAAUAUAUUUUGAGAAUUAUUUUCUACUCCUGUUCUUGUGGUUAUGGAUUUUUCUCACACCUCAAAGUAUGAUUAUGUACAUAUUUUAAAUAGAGUAGCAAAUCUACAGGGCAACCUAAAAAAAACACUGUAUAGAAAUUGUAUUAGCUUGCACAUUUUGAAGGCUGUGAAGUUAGUUUUAUUUUUAAAACUUGCGUAAAAUGUAUAUAUUUUCUUGAUUUUUACCCUGGAACUAGGAUAUGUACAGGACAACAAAUCUUGUAACAAUUCACUGAAUUUACAGUCGUUUUAACUGUAACUUGUGUGUACAGCAGAGUUGUAGAUAUAUCUAAUGAGAAUUUGUUUUUGGUUUUGUUCGGUAAUUCAACACACUAACACUGUGUAAAUGUGUGUUCACUCACCACGUUGGUCUCUACCUCUUGAGCUCAAUGACUUGGCUUUGUUGACCUCCACAUAAUCAGAUUGUAUAGGUGUGCAUAUAUAUAUAUAUAUAUAUAUAUAUAUAUAUAUAUAUAUAUAUAUAUAUAUAUAUAUAUAUAUAUAAAUAUAUAUGUGUGUGUAUGUAUGUAUAUAUCUAUGCACACCUAUAAAUUGUUAAAUUAUUGUUAAGAUGCUUAUAUUACAUCAUUAUCAAUGUGGAGGGGAUUAUUCUGUCCUGCUGUCUUUAAUUAUCACCAUUUUGUUUAAUUUUUAUUUUUAAUUUACAAAAGAUUCUACUUUGUUUGGGCUCUUCUUAUAUUUAUUUCAAUGGCUCUGCAAUUUCUCUGUUGAUUUAAGACUAACCCAGCUAUUAAAAAAGGAGAGUUGGUGCAUAUUAUUUGCACAUCAGAUAUAGUGUUCAUUUGUUAAUUCACUGUUUAUUGUGUUUAUUCACGUGUAGGUUAUUGUUAAUACAGGCCUGUAAGUACAAUAAAAGCUUAUCUGCUUAUUA
This is a messenger RNA of Mugil cephalus (flathead mullet), 7706 nucleotides long. RefSeq names its product nemo-like kinase, type 2 (gene nlk2). The transcript has 11 exons. The coding region runs from base 1351 to 2952 and encodes 533 amino acids. Gene Ontology annotation, molecular function: ATP binding; MAP kinase activity. Gene Ontology annotation, biological process: intracellular signal transduction; protein phosphorylation. Lineage: Eukaryota; Metazoa; Chordata; Actinopteri; Mugiliformes; Mugilidae. The record is from RefSeq and is a predicted model, not a curated record. Gene Ontology annotation, cellular component: cytoplasm; nucleus.